Molecule: messenger RNA, 1939 nt
Organism: Daphnia carinata
Lineage: Eukaryota; Metazoa; Arthropoda; Branchiopoda; Diplostraca; Daphniidae
Product: cholesterol 7-desaturase nvd-like
Exons: 6
Coding region: 503-1864 (453 amino acids)
Biological process (GO): cholesterol metabolic process; chlorophyll biosynthetic process
Cellular component (GO): chloroplast
Molecular function (GO): chlorophyllide a oxygenase activity; 2 iron, 2 sulfur cluster binding
Source: RefSeq, a predicted model, not a curated record
CCUUUUUGAGGUUAAACGAAAGCAUUCUCGUAUCGUUUUUUCAAUUACAAAUUCCCUGUGAAUUGUGCAGCGGUAGCUUAAGAAACGAUUCCAACUGCGAAACGUUCUGAUUGCGAGCUUUAACAUCCUCGAUCUACAUAACCAGCUUUUUUUUUUGACAACAAUAUUGUUAGCCUGACUAUACCUGUUUCACUCGUUUUCUCCGCAUUUGUUUGCCGACUAGAGUGGCGUGCACAACGUUCCCCCCCACUAACUGUCUUACUUACCGUUGUCCUUCUUAUAGCGGUUGGGCUUUUUCUCUACGGACAUUCGCCAUCGUUUUCAUCCAGUCAGAAAGAAACUGCGACAGUCGUGCGUGUUGCGGGCUAGUUGAUGGUAGAAGGCUCAUUCAUCCGCUAACCGGAAUAGUUUCAAUCUCUUUAUUGGAAGAAGAGAUAUUAAAUUGCGAAUUGAAGAAUCGCUGGAACUGGUAGAAUCAAUCUACUUCCAAAACUCCUGGAAGAUGAGUUUUUUUUGGUCAUCUGGUUCGUCCCUGGUGGAUGUGCUUGCGUUUCCAACUUGGAUGGCAGAAGACAAGAGCGCGAUGUUAAUUCAAUUGUUAGCCACGGCUGCCGCUAUGUUACUCGUCUGGAUUGUGCAUUACAUCCUUUUCCGACCACUUAAUCGCAUCCGAGAUUUAUGCGACACUGGAUACAAGGAUCAAGUCAGGUGGGAUCGUUACGGGCGGACCAAAAUUCAGCUGGCCAAUGAAGCGAGACGCAAUAAGAAAGUGGGUGACGUCCCGCCCGUCUAUCCUAACGGAUGGUUUGCUCUGUGCGAAUCGGAAGACGUGAAGAACGGACACGUUCUGGCCGUCGAUGCUCUCGGCGAGAAUUUGGCCGUCUUUAGGACCGAAGAAGGCAAGGCGUGCGUCCUGGACGCGUACUGCCCUCAUUUGGGAGCCAAUAUGGGCAUAGGCGGACGAGUCGUCGGUGACUGCAUCGAGUGCCCGUUUCACGGCUGGCAGUUCAAUGGGCACGACGGCCAAUGCGCUUCAGUUCCUUAUUCGAAAGGAAAAGUUCCGUCGAACGCGCGAGUCAAGAAAUGGCCGACCCACGAAGUCAAUGGCUUCAUUUUCGUUUGGUAUCACGCCGAGUCGGACAAGAGCCUCGAACCGGAAUGGACCGUGCCCGAACUGGACGAGAUCAGUUCUGGCCGAUGGCAUUAUCGCGGACGAACUGAAUAUAAAGUCAACGUUCACAUUCAAGAAAUACCGGAAAAUGGCGCUGAUGUUGCCCAUCUGGGUUACCUUCACGGCCCGUCCAUGUUGUUUGGAUCUGAUUUGGGGGCCAUAACGAGGGAGGACGAUCGUAAAACGAACAGCUGGCCGCCUUUCUUACAUCACCACUGGGAAGUCGGAUGGAAAGGUCCCGAACCGGGAUCCCCUGAUUGGCAUUUGGCCGUCACGACUAUCAAACAUGAUUUGCGUCUUUUCGGACGCUUACCGUUCAUUCUGAUGGACGUUGAAGCCAAACAAAUCGGACCGGGAUUAGUUCAUUUGCGUAUGAACACUUCGCUGGGACGUUGCGUCUUGGUGCAAACGGUGACACCUGUCGAACCGUUUACCCAGCGAGUGUUGCACCGGUUGUACACCUCACCGACCGUCAUCGCACCUUACGCGAAACUCAUCCUCUGGGGCGAAGCCAUUCAGUUUGAACGGGACGUGGCCGUGUGGAAUCACAAAACGUACGUUAAAAAUCCGUUGAUUGUGUCGGAAGAUCGGACCAUUAGUCGACAUCGUCGUUGGUAUCAGCAAUUCUAUUCAGAGAAUUCACCUCGUUUGCAAACGAUCAUCGAAAAUAAAAAGGGAUCCCUCGAUUGGUGAUUGAAACAAUCUUUAAAAUUAUGUUUUUUUUAAACGUAAAUCUCUAUGUCUCGUCUUUUAAUUGUUAGCGUUGUA